This is a messenger RNA of Siniperca chuatsi (mandarin fish), 8768 nucleotides long. It is a transcript of the gene map2k7, whose product is annotated as mitogen-activated protein kinase kinase 7. Gene Ontology annotation, molecular function: protein kinase activity; ATP binding. The transcript has 12 exons. Gene Ontology annotation, biological process: protein phosphorylation. Lineage: Eukaryota; Metazoa; Chordata; Actinopteri; Centrarchiformes; Sinipercidae. The coding region runs from base 110 to 1429 and encodes 439 amino acids. The record is from RefSeq and is a predicted model, not a curated record.
GUCAGUCAGUCAGUCAGUCAGUCAGUGUACUGCUGGCCCUGCCUGCCUGCCUGCCAGAGAGGGGAGUCGAGAGCUCUGCUGGGAACUACAUGGUGCUCAAUUUUUCAAGAUGUCGUCGCUGGAACAGAGGCUGUCGCGAAUCGAGGAGAAACUAAAGCAGGAAAAUGCAGAGUCUCGCCGGAGAAUCGACCUCAACAUCGACAUGAGUCCACAGCGAUCGCGUCCGAGGCCGAUCAUCGUGAUCCAGCUCAGUCCUGCUCCAGCACCCUCCCAGCGUGCAGCGCUCCAGCUGCCACUGGCUAACGAUGGAGGCAGCCGUUCAUCGUCUUCAGAGAGCUCGCCUCAGCACCACCCCUACCCCAGCCGCCCGCGACACAUGCUCACCCUGCCCACACCUCCAUAUGGCCUACAGAAGAGCCUAGAGAAUGCAGAGAUUGACCAGAAAUUGCAGGAGAUCAUGAAACAGACGGGUUAUCUGAAGAUCGACGGUCAGCGGUAUCCAGCGGAGGUGACAGACCUAAUCAGUGAGGGGGAGAUCGGCAGCGGGACCUGUGGGCAGGUCUUCAAAGUGCGAUUCAAGAAGACCGGCCAUGUCAUCGCUGUCAAACAAAUGCGUCGUACAGGAAACAAGGAUGAGAACAAGAGGAUCCUGAUGGACUUGGAUGUGGUGCUGAAGAGUCAUGAUUGCCCUUACAUCAUCCAGUGCUACGGCGCCAUAGUUACCAACACUGAUGUAUUCAUUGCCAUGGAGCUGAUGGGAACGUGUGCUGAGAAGCUGAAGAAGAGAAUCCAGGGCCCCAUACCAGAGCGAAUCCUUGGAAAGAUGACCGUGGCAAUAGUCAAAGCGUUGCUGUACCUGAAAGAGAAACAUGGUGUCAUUCACCGGGACGUCAAACCCUCCAACAUCCUCCUGGACGAUAAAGGUCAGAUCAAACUGUGUGACUUCGGCAUCAGCGGGCGCCUCGUUGACUCCAAGGCCAAGACCCGCAGCGCCGGCUGUGCUGCCUACAUGGCGCCGGAGAGAAUAGACCCUCCAGAUCCCACUAAACCUGACUAUGACAUCCGAGCAGACGUGUGGAGUCUUGGCAUCUCUCUGGUGGAGCUGGCCACGGGACAGUUUCCCUACAAAAAUUGCAAGACAGACUUUGAGGUUCUGACCAAAGUGCUGCAGGAAGAUCCUCCUCUCCUGCCUCUCGGCAUGGGCUUCUCCCUCGACUUCCAGUCCUUCGUCAAAGACUGCCUCACAAAGGAUCACAGAAAAAGGCCAAAAUACCACCAGUUGCUGGAGCAUAGUUUCAUCCGGCGUUACGAGGUGCUGGAUGUGGACGUGGCCGGGUGGUUCCAGGCGGUGAUGGAUCGCACCGAGUCGCCUCGCAGCAGCCAGUGUUACAGCCAUCAGCACCAGCUCCACUCGCUCUUCAGUAGGUAGCCUAGCCCAGCCCGGCGUUAGCUUAGCCAGACGCUAGUCUAGCCUAGCUUUAGCUUUGUCAAGCCUAGACUCAGUCUGUCCUAGUCUAGCCCAGCGUUAGCAGCUAAGCCUAGCGUUAGACCCAGCCCGCCUGUUCAUCUGUCCACCGGAGAACCUGAAGAGCCCACAGAGGAGGGGGAGGACUCUGGAUGGACAGAUGGAGUGAUGGACGGAGAGGUGGACUGAUGGAUGGAUGGAUGGAUGACACAGGUGGUUGUGUUUAUCAGUGUGUUGAAUCUGAACAGGCAGACAUGGGAAGGAAGGAAGACUGUAGUUAGCUUCAUUCAUUUACACACUGUUACGUCUCGUCACACUAUCAUAUCAUGUCACAUCACAGUGUGUGUAACAGCCACACACACACACUUACAUACAAACUGUGUGCGUAUCUUGUAUGUGUUUCUACAUUUCCUCCAUUUUUCAGUAGUUUUUCAUCUACAUGUCUGUCUCCAGCAUUGAUCCAAGCCAUUGGAUUAGUCAACAGAGUAGUCACUACACACUGGAACAAAGCAUCUGCUACAUUAGCAAACAUGAAUCUCUCUUGUACAUAAACGUUAAGGAGGACACAACAAUGUCCGGUGCAAUUAUGAUUCUUCAGGUGUUUCUAUUAUCACACAUUCUCAGGCUGUAUCUGUGUGUGUGCGUGUGCGUGUGCGUGUGUGUGUGGAUCAAUAUCAAGACACAGUCACUGGUUGUUUUUAAAAGUUUUUUCACCUUCACACUACAGCUGUAACACACAAGAUGAAGAAUGAUUUAAUCUGUUAGCUUCUUUUAUAACAUGUAAGGAUAGUAAUCCUCAUUAACUUUGAUAUGAAAUAUGUUUAGAUUACCCAUUGUUGUAUUAAGCACCUGCAUAAUUGGAAAAAAAACAAUGAAAAAGAAUUACAAAAAAAUUAGUGUUGCAUUCUAGCUUUGUAGGAAAGGAAUUGUUUAAGCUUUUGUUUUUGUGUGUUCAGAAUGAUUUAAAUAAGCUUAAAGAGCAAGAGAUGGAGGGAUACCAAGAAGAGAAAAGAUGAGUUAGAAAGGAGGAGCGUCCGACUCUUUCUAGAAGUGUGCGAGAGAAAAGAAAGUAGAAGUAAAGGGGAGUUGAAUAACUGUUACUAGUGUGAGAAAAAAGAGAGAGGUUGGAGGUUAAAAAUGGGAGCAGAGUGCUUUUUCAUUGAGAAGGCAAAGAACAGUAGCUGAUCUUGUACAAAGAAUAUAUACUGUAUGGGGAAGAUGUCAUUACCUGUGGAGCAUUUCUUUACUUCACUCUCUCUGUCUACCUCUUUCUCUUUGUCUGCCUCUGCUGUUUAGUGUGACGUAGUGCUCCACAGUGUUACCAGACCAAAGGCUGCGUGUAGGUUUUGUUGGUGGAGGCCAAGAGAUUUAGACCUGCUGCUGCGAAAAUUUCAGUUUUUGAGAAACUAGACCAGGGGUUUCAAACUACCAGCCCAGGGGCCAGAUCUGACCCACAAGGUCAAUUCAUUCUCAAAUCGGCCUCACAAAUCUUUUUGUUUUUUCUUUUGUGAAUGUUUUUGUCUUUUAUAGUCUUUUCGGCCUAUUUUAAAGUAAUCAUUUACUUUUUCCAGGGGUGCAACUAACAAUUUCAAUAUUUUCAGUAUUGAUUAAUCUCUAAUACUAAUUAGUUUCUCCAUAAAUCAUACAGUCUAUAAAAUGUCAGAACAAUAUAACAGCAGUCUAAAACCUAAUUAUAUACAGUCUGCUAUCAUUUAAGUCAUAGAAAAGCAGCAAAAGUUCCUACCUACCAUGAGCUAAGACUAACAGCACGUAGUUUUAGCGUAGCACACCUGACACCAAAAUGUCUCUUUUGAAACUGACUUUGAGACCCCUGAACUAGAGGAUUGUUAAGAUAAAAUUGAGUGUGUCAGGCUUGAGAAACCAGGCACGCCUGAACUGGUCGAUGUGUUUGAAACUGCAAUGUAUAGAUGAACUUAAUGAGUGCAGGUCUUCAGAAACUGACUAGAGUCCCACUCUCGCAGGGCCACAGCCAAAGCCUGCUAGAUGUACAGACUCAAACCUCCCAUGCCCCGUCACGCACCAAACCAAAUCACUGCUAGACACAGAGAACUGAGGAAUGGCAACGAUAGAGGGAGGAAACUGUUACGUGUCAGAGAGUGAGAGAGACAGAGACAAAUGCGGGAAUGUUGUCAAGAUGGCAGAAAAGAUGAGUGAAAAUGAAACGACAGGAAAACGAGAGGAGAUGACGGAGUGAGGUGAGAGGGAAGACAGGGAGUAUUUAGGGAAAGUAGGAUGGGAAGUUUAAAGAAAAGUCUGAGACAAACUGGAGAUGGGUGACAGAAAGUAAGUGUGUAAAAAAAAAAAUGAGAGAGGAAACAGGGAAGAAAAACAUCAGUUCCACAGGACUGCCGAGCUCUGAGACUAGCUGGUUAUUGUAAAAAGCUUUCAUGGUGUUACACCAACCUACCAAUUAUGAUUUUAGCGAGUGAGUUAGCGUGUCGUGUUUAUGAUGUUUACUGUUCUGUUCAAACAAUGUUAUUUAUUUACAUUGCUACUGCUGCUACUUUUUUAUUGCUUUAGACGCUGCUGUCACUUAUUUUCCCCAAAGGACAAAUACUUUAUUCUUUUUCUUUUAAGCCAAAUAAGUAAAAUAAUGCAAUGUCAACACGUGUUACCAAAUACAGAGGAGCAAGUCUGAAGAGAGCAAAAGCAAGUGAGAGAUGGUUAGAUGGAUUAGAAGAGAGAGUGCAGGGAGGUUGGCUUCACAAAAAGUACUAACUCACACAAAAUAUAAACACACACCUCAAAUGUAACCGAAUGUGUAAUGGAAGUAGUUAAUCAUUUAUAUCCUGACGUCACACUAAACUCUGUACAGUGUAGAUAUGAUUAGAGGGGAUGUCUGUCUGUCCAGAUGCUUUUUGUCACAUCCAUCCUUUACUCUGUCCAUCCAUCCCUCCAUCUGUCCACAGGUCACCUGCAAGCUUGACAACCUUGACAGUUCACACCAAAGGUGUCCACAACUCAACUAAAAUACGAAAGAGCGUUGUUGUUAUUGUUAAGACUAUUGUUAUUGACAAUAUAAUUGAUUACUCUCAGCUAUGAUGUAUAUGAAAUCUCUCUAUAGCUAGUGGGAGAGGGUGGGGUGGGGGUGGGGCGCUGUAGUUUAGCAGUGCCGUGUGUGUGUCAUAUUACUGUACAGGGGGAGACUGUUGCACAAACACACCACAAGGGCUCAGCAAUGAAACCAGCUGGCUCAUCCUUCUACUCAGUGAAUCAACUCACUCUGGGCCUGUAUCAGGAAGUCUCUGGGGGCUACCUGCCUCCAUUGAACAUUAGCGAUCCUGGAUAACUGGUAUCACACACCUGGUUAUCGACUGGCUCCAUUAACUCUGGGUUUUCUAAUCCAGCUAAUCCAGUUGGUAAUCACAAGACAAUCAAUUUCUGUCAAUCAAACUUCCCAAAGCUCUGUCCAGUACCACAGAAGACAGAAUACAGCUGUUUUCUGUGCUGCGUCAACUAAAUUAUGUGUAAAAACAGUGGGGUGUCCCUUUUUAAAUACGUUUGGCAUUGUGGAUUAAGAGUGUAAAAGUUACCUACACUGUCAGGUUUAACUUAUUAAUAUGCAGCUAUAAUAGUCAUUCAUUAGGCUGUUAGUGUGGUAAUCUCUCUAAUCUCUUGUGGACACAUAGUUGUGUAAAAAAAACUCAUCUUUCACAUAAUUAUCAUGGAAAUCAAAGUAACUCUACUGAUACUUUAAGACGUAUAUGUAUGUGUGUCUCCGUUGCUUUUUAUGACUUGUUACUUUAUUGUAAACUCUACUUAUGUCCAUGUUCUUUCUGAAUGAUGACUCCACGUUUCCAGUGAUCUGAUCGGUCACUCUGUUGGCAGGUUCAGAUCUGAUCCUCUGAAGUUAAACUGCUUCCGUUAUACCUGCAGUAUAGGUUACCAUGGUGAUCUACCGGUUAAAAGUGAUCCAGCUUGGCGAUACCAGAAAACUUGAAUUAAGCCCAAAGAUAGCUCGUGACUCUUGGUGAUACAGGCCCCUGAGCAGAUGUGACGGUGAGUUAGCACAACUCCGUUAGCUCAGCCUUUGUCGGGUGUUUUAAUCUGGAGACCAGCGUGUAACUUGGGACUGAUUUAGCUUCCAGCAGUGAACAGGGACUCUUGUUGGUUGGUUGUCCUGCUCUUGUAAACUCUAUACAUGACAGGAUUCAGGGCUGAUCAUGACAGAUCUGCUCAGCCCUUCUGCUAAAACUGUUGUAUAUAGACCUGAAUCUGGUGCUUAGCAUCCAUCAGCUGUACUGCUCUGCCAGCACAGCCUGAGGUGUACUCAUUGGUGCAGUUUCUAAAACGGUCUGGGAGACAGGGCGACCCACUCUCACUACAACGUUCACUGUUCAAACUCUUUACGUGUAACUUGUGUCCAAACACAAAGCUGGAUCCAGUCUCCCACUGUCGAGGUCCUCUGUUUUUAAGCUGAUGUGUAAUUUACACGUGCACACACUCGCUCGACCGUGCUGUUUGCGUGCAUUUCCAUCCAAACACCUGAUUGGGUGACAGUGCCACGCUACACCUCUGUGAAACCAAUCAGGUCAGGCCAGGUGUGCACCUCCUAAGAAUGACUGUGUGUGUGUGUGUGUGUGUGUGUGUGUGUGUGUGUGUGUGUGUGUGUGUGUGAGAGAGACUGUGUGAGAGGAAACGAAAUAUCUGAUUACUAAUCUACACAGCAAUGCUUGCUACUGCCAAUAGUGGCUUCAUGUGUAUAUUAGCUUGUCAGGUGCGAGGCCAGGGGUGUAUAAAAACAGCUACUUCAUAGCGUGUACCUGCGCUGUGCCUUGGCACCGAGAGGGAGCGCACGUGUGUGUGUGUGUCGUAAACCCAUCUGUAAGUAAACCAAAUAUCAUUUUCACUAUGCAGUCAUUCAAACCAUGUCAGCUUGCUUUGAUGGGGAAAAAAAGCCUCCUGUACAUACACAGAUUUAAGGAUAAACUGGAGUUAGCGACAGUGUGUUUUUCUUUUCGAGCCCCCCUCCCCCAGUGUGAUGAACAUCACCGCCUUCAGCUAGUUCACAGAGAAAAGAGAGAGCGAGAGAUAUGUUUUGAAUGAGCUGACAAAUAUUUGAGGAUUGUAUUGGGGUCAGGGAGGGACAGGGGUUAGACUGGGGUUCUUAGUUUGGGGAAGAUACAGAUCAAUGCUGUAAAGUAUAUCAAUUGCAUGUUAUUGUCACCAUUGUAACUGCCAUUGUUUUGUUAUUUUGUUUUUGUUUUUUUCUUCCGAAACAACGGUUGGUUGGGGCGGGGAUGCACAAAACUUUAUCCUUAUUUAUGAUUUUUAAACAUAUAGUCUGUAUUUUUGUUUGUUUUUGCAAAACUGUUGAAUUAUUGUGUACUUAGGAAAAGACACACUAUUUUGCCUUUUUUUAUAUUUUUUGUCAACUUUGCAAUAUACUUUUUCACUUUGGACCCGUCACUAGUUGUCGAGGAGGAGGAGCUGUAUCUUUAUUAGCAGUGUUUGUUAGAAAAACGUCUCAACAUCCUGUUUUCCCCUCAUUCAUGUGCCGUGUGUCUUUCUUUUCAUUUAGCUGUGUGUGCGAGCAGAGAGAGUGUGUGUGUGUGUGUGUGUGUGUGUGUGAUGUUUAUUCGUCUACCAAAAGUCUUUAUUGAUGGUGAUUAUUAUUAUUAGCUUUUAUUUUUGUCCAUUGUAUUUUUUUUAUUAUUAUGAUUACUAUGAUGACUGUUUUUAUUAUUUUUUGUUAUUAUUAUUAUUAUUAUUAUUAUUAUUAUUAUUCAGGGCAAAGAUGACACCAAAUUGAACAAAGAAAUAAAUGGGUGAUCCCAGACAGCGCUGAGAGCUGGACAGUGUUGUCCAUCUCUCUAAAGGUUUCUUUUACCGCCGAGGUGGAGCAAUCGUUUUUCUCACCGUUACGCUGUAGUGUCUGUCCACCUUAUUUAAACCGCCACAUAAAGAUAACCUCUGAACUGAAAGUCUAAUAGUAUUUUUUUAUUAUUAUAUAUUGUUUUCCUUUGAUCAGAUAUCAUGAUCGAUUUAUUUCUUGUUACCCCAGUUUGGGUCAUAAAUUGUGUGCUGUUAUUUAAUUUUUCCCCCUCAUCAUCCCUGCCCACUGCUUUUGGAUUUUAUUUUUUAUUCUAUUUUAUGAUUAUUAUUUUUUAUUCUUUCUGGUUUGUCUGAUGCUGUAGUAGUGAGCUGAUUGGUCAAAUACCAGAGCUAUUUUUUUUCUAAUGCUGAGACUGUCGUGACUUAUGUUGCACUUGUGAUGGGUUUUAUUUUGUUAUUGUUUUGUUUUGUGUUGCAGAUUGUUGUGCAGAGAGGAGAAUAUUGGGUGUUUUCCUUAUUUUCUUUUAAGUCACAGCAGUUAUUUUAUCAAUCAUAGAUCUGUGACACAGAGCAAGAAAAUAAUUCAACAGUGUAUUUUUUUCACUGAUAUUUAUUUAUUGGUCAUUUGUAUGUUUUUCUGGGUUUGUUUUUGUUGUUUUUUUUAUGUGUGUUGCUUUUUUGUGGAGGGCAAACAGGACUCAAGGUGGAGGAGUAGUCUUUCAUUGGCAUUUUGUGUACAGAAAGCAAAAUAUUUUAUUCAACCAUCACACUAACGUACAGUCUACAAAGUAACAGAUUAACAGGUAUAAAUAGAAACCUACAGCACAGUAAGGUGCACUGUUUCUGGCUUUACUGUGGCUGUCCGACUUACUGACAUCCAUUAUUGUGUGUACUGUUUACCCUCUCAGAAGGCCCCAACAAACAAACUGCUCAUGGUUUAAAGUUGAGUAGCCACAGCAUGGUGUAUUUGAACUCUAGUGCUUUGCUAAUAACUCACGGUUAAAGCUCGUAUUGUUUGAAACUUGGAUGGUUUUAGGUAUUUCAGCUGAUGAUAACUACUAUGAUCGUGGACUGAUUGGCUUGUUAUUAACCUGCACUCCCUGUUAGCGAGGUGGGACACGCCUGCUUUGAGAUAUCAUUGAGGUUUGUUGCUUGGUUUUUCUAAAUGCAGUUCUAAGUCUAGAUUGCAUGACUUUGCUAGUUUGCAGGGUGGGGGGAGGAUUGACUUCAGUCACCGCUGUUGCAGUUCAAAGGCUUCUAGUAUGUACGACACCAUGGAUUUAUUGUCUUGACAGUUGUAUCAUUUGACACAGCUUUACUGCCUGUUUCUUUUAUUUUGUUUUUGUUUUUUGGCUGUAUUUUAUCCCCCCCUCUCCCUCCCCUGAGUCUCAUUUCAAACUGAAUAAAUGCCAUUAUAUUGUGAAUACCUCAGGAUUUUUUUGGAGAAAAAAAAUAAUAAAACACUUAAAAAUCAAAUAAAUAAAUAAAUAAAAACUCAUAAAAAGUU